Molecule: messenger RNA, 879 nt
Organism: Rotaria sp. Silwood1
Lineage: Eukaryota; Metazoa; Rotifera; Eurotatoria; Philodinida; Philodinidae
Source: the annotation of a GenBank genome assembly
AUGAGUGCUCGAUCACGUUUAGCAACUAAACGAAAAAAUGCUCGAAAUAUCACAUCAUCCGUUGAAAAUCAAUCAAAUUCUGUAAAUGAACUUAAUCCAACAUCAUCAAAACGUCCAAAAAUAGUAACUGAAAAACGACUUCGUCGAUAUCGUGCAUCAAUGACUAUUGGUAUAUAUGAUCGUAUUGAACGUGCUUUAAAUCAACGACUUUAUUUACUAGCUAUAACAAAAUCAUCAAAUGAAUCAAUUUAUCGAGAAUAUAAAGUACUUGGACAAACAGCUAAUGUUUAUACAGUUAUAAUUACUCACAUACCAUCAUGUACUUGUCCAGAUUAUGCAAAAGGCAAUUUAUGUAAACAUAUUAUAUUUGUUCUACAUCGUGUACUUAAAGUUAAUCGUAAUUCUCCAUUACUUUAUCAACAAGCAUUACUUACAAAUGAAUUAAAUGAAAUUUUUACAAAAGCUGAUUCACAAUAUAAUGAUUCACAUAUUCUUGCUGAACAAUCGAUUCGUGAAGCUUAUCAUGCUAAAACAGGUGAUCCAAAUGUUAUUUUAAAUAGAAAAAAUAUUCAACAAAAAACAAUAACAGAUGAUGAUGAAUGUCCAAUUUGUUAUGAAUCUAUGAUAAAUGAUAAGAAUAGUAUUUUAUUUUGUUCAACAUCAUGUGGAAAUAAUAUGCAUAAAAAUUGUUUUGAACAAUGGCGUCGAGCUAAAUUAUUAAUGAAUGAAUCAGUUACUUGUCCAUUUUGUCGAAUUGAAUGGAAAUCUAUUAUAAAAAAAGAUCAUAAUCAAAGUGAAUAUCUUAAUUUAGCUGCUUAUUCAACAACACAUGAUUAUGAUGAAGAAAAUGAUAAUUGGAUAUUUUAUAAUUAUUAUUAA